Diutina rugosa is the source of this 897-nucleotide messenger RNA. Its product is annotated as thiamine diphosphokinase. NCBI's taxonomy places the organism in Eukaryota, Fungi, Ascomycota, Pichiomycetes, Serinales, Debaryomycetaceae. Gene Ontology annotation, biological process: thiamine diphosphate biosynthetic process; thiamine metabolic process. Gene Ontology annotation, molecular function: ATP binding; thiamine diphosphokinase activity; thiamine binding. The coding region runs from base 1 to 897 and encodes 298 amino acids. The transcript has a single exon. The record is from RefSeq and is a predicted model, not a curated record.
AUGCCAGUGGUAGAGAAGCCAGAGGCGACCGAUGUGCCCGCUCCUGAAGGGGAUUAUAAUCUAAUCCUGCCCUUUACGUUUCUCAACCAUCAAGAAACAGCUUGUGGAGCCCUUCUCAUCCUCAAUCAAGAUCUAUCAGGGUCGGGUGUCUUGAAGUUGUGGCAACGAACUCAAUUGCAUGUUUGUGCUGAUGGUGGUGCCAAUCGGUUAUAUUCUUUCUGGAAGUCCGAUGAUGAUCGCAAGAAAUACAUUCCAGAUUUCAUUGUGGGUGAUCUUGACCUGUUGCUGGUCGAAGUUCGGGAUUACUACAAAUCACAUGGCUCAAGGAUUAUUCCUCAAUAUUCGCAAUACGCCACUGAUUUAACAAAGUCGCUUUAUCUUAUUCGUGUGUGGUAUCGAAAUGCCAAGCUCCUUGAAUCCGAUAUAGAGGAACAUGAAGGGCUCCUUAAGUUGUCUGACGAGAUCAACGAGACUGACAAGCUGACCUCUAAUAAUGUCUACAUUAUUGGAGGUAUGGGAGGUCGAUUCGAUCAAUCAGCUCACCUGAUCAAUCAGUUGUUCAAAAUUACAAUGAUGCUUAACCGUGAGCUUGACUUAUUCAUGAUAACCACUACGGACGUUAUAUUUUCGACUCAAAAGGGUACAAACUACAUCACCUAUGAAAACAAGCUGUUAUUCUACCCAUCAAAAAAGGUUCCAAUUUGUGGGAUUCUCCCUCUUGGCUGUCCCACGGUUUUGAACACUAACGGACUCAUAUAUGAUGUUAUUGAUUGGCCUAGUAGCAUGUAUGGUGAUGCUAGUUCCAGUAAUGGUGUUUCGGGUACUAAGGGGUUCAUUGUUGACACUACCGAGCCUGUUAUCAUAAACAUCGAGUUUGACAUUCUGUUGAUACAGUGA